Messenger RNA from Cladocopium goreaui, 1523 nucleotides. The record is from the annotation of a GenBank genome assembly. NCBI's taxonomy places the organism in Eukaryota, Dinophyceae, Suessiales, Symbiodiniaceae.
UUCAGCCACCCCGCCGGUCGUCCAAUUGCUCAUUCUCAGCCAUGGCCCGCUCAAUGAGCCUCCUCCCGAUGGUGCUGUUGGCGCUGGGCGCCUGGAUGUUGAGCUCCUUGACCAGUCAGAGCGGCUUCGUCAUGAACAGUGCCACCCCAAGGGGCAGCAAGGUGGCCAUGAGGGGAUUUAAGGACGACUUCUAUGCUUGGAAGGAGACCUUGAGCUCGGAAGAUCAGGCACUCUUGCUGAAGCAGGCUCAGAAUGAGUUCAACAAGAAGUUCCGCGCUUCGGAUGAGUUCAAGAAGAGCGUCUCAGAAGACAAGAUUGAAUCCUUCGGAAAGGUCUUGCAGAAGUUCUUCGACAACGAGCGAGAGGACUACAAAAAGGAUGUCGCCAUGAAGACCCCUGACUAUGAUGCCCUGCAGAAGAAGGCUAAUCAGGUGGCCUAUGACUUCAGCCUCAAGCGCGCGGUCAUUGAAGUGGACCGCGAUGCCGACCGCCGCUGGUCCUUCGCCACGGACAAGAUGAAGUUGGCGGAAGACAAGGACGAGGUCGCCCCCAACUCCGCGCCUUUGGAGGAGAUGUACCUGUUCGCCAAUGAUGGGGAGAACCACACCAGGAACGUGAAGCAGUUGGAGGAAAUGAAGAAGGCUUUGGAGGAUGCCUCGGCUCCCAAAGAAGCAGCCAAGAUUAAGAAGAUGUUGGAUGGCUUCAAAGUCCCAGCCGCCGGUGAGGACUUUGCCGUGAAGCUUCCCCGCAAGCUGAUCGAUGACCUGAUGGCCACCGCCGGCGGCAUUGCGGCUCAGAAGGAAGGCAAGUCGGACGGCGAGUUGGAUGAGAUGUGGUGGAAGCAGGCUGGGGAGCUGGUGGCCAACUACUACAAGCAGCGCGAGGAGGUGGAGAAGGACGUGGAAGGUUUGAAAAAGUUCUUCCGAUCUCAGAAGGACAUGCCAGGCAAGACCAAGGCCGACAUCGUGAAGCAGAUCUGGAAGGAGCUGCCGAAGCACAUGGACACCCCAGUGGCUCCCUUGGAUGAGGAGAUGCUGGUGGACUUGGCCAAGGAGCCGGCUGUCAUUGAAGGUGCUUGGAAAGCGGACGGAAUGCUGGGCAUCUUUGGUUCAAAACCCUGUUACAUCCUGGUGUUCUUGUUACAUCCUGGUGUUCCUGGUGAGUUCAAGCACAGCUGGGGCACCGCAGAGAAGCUUUACAAGUCCGAGGCCAUUGAUUCCUUCGGCAAUCGCUACCUGCUGGGCGUCUUUGAGAACAAGGCUGAUGCCGAGAAGGCCUUCGAUUCCUGGAACAAGGAGUACGAACAGGCCGGAAAGGAUGUCAAGGAGAACUUGAAGAACUGGGCCAAGCAGCAGGAAGCGGAGCUGGCUGAGGACGCGGGGAAACCUGAAGGAUGGCUUGGCCAGCCGACAUUGGCGCCAGCCGCAGGAGCAGGAUUCCGUGGACCGCAUCCGCAAAGCCCUGGAGGAGGCGCGUCGCUGAGGCAGCUCUUGGCGCCGUUCGUUCGGCCCCGCCGGACCUGA